This is a messenger RNA of Leptosia nina, 945 nucleotides long. NCBI's taxonomy places the organism in Eukaryota, Metazoa, Arthropoda, Insecta, Lepidoptera, Pieridae. The record is from the annotation of a GenBank genome assembly.
AUGAGAUCUGCGCAAGGUUUGUUUUUUAGUGUUUACACAAUGGUUGAAGUGAAAGAGUUUCCAGUCCACGAGGAAUACAAGAAAGGAACCGCUACGUCAGACGAUGUUGCCAAAUUGCGUUCAUGGUUGAAGACACAGCCGCAUCUUCCAGAAGAGUUUAUCACAGAUCUUGAUAUAGCACUUGCAUAUCACAGUUGCAACAAAAGUAUGGAAGUAACCAAACAGGGCCUGGAUCUCAAUUUCUCCCUAAGAACCCUAUUCACAGCUUACUUUAAGGAUCGCAAAUUUGACCGAACUAUGGAGAGAACUUUUGAGAAUACGUUGUUUGUUCCCCUCCCCCACCAGACACAAGAUGGGAAUGUCGUGUUAUACAGUCAGGUUUUAAAUAGUGACCCAAAUGAAUUUAAUGUUGAGAAUAACAUCAGAGCUCUUCUAAUGUGCAUUGACCUUUGGCAAUACGAGACAGGAUCAUGGUCGGGUUUGGAAGUAGUGUUAAACUUCAAGGGGUACGGUAUAGGACACAUGCCUAAAAUAGACAUACGGAAUGUACAACAGAUCUUACAUUAUUUACAGGAAGCAAUACCUCUAAAGUUAAAGAAACUACACUUGGUGAACGCUCCUUCUUUUUUUGACCGCCUCCUGAGCAUCAUGAGACCAUUCAUUAACAAUGAGAUAUUAAAUAUUGUGGAGGUCUAUUCUGAUGGGUUUAAAAAUAUUGUGAAGAAUAUACCCUUGGAGGUGUUCCCCAAGGAUGUUGGUGGACAUUAUAAAACUGUUAAGGAGUUGAACGACGAAGUUAUCAAGAAGUUGCAUUCAAGCAGUUCGUUCUUCGAAGCAGAGAACAAGAAGAGAGUGGUCGAAUCAUUAAGACCAGGAAAACCAAAGAAUUAUUCCAAUAUGUUUGGCGGUGUUGAAGGUUCUUUUAAAAAACUUGAUAUCGAUUAA